This is a messenger RNA of Callithrix jacchus (white-tufted-ear marmoset), 4644 nucleotides long. It is a transcript of the gene ZNF317, whose product is annotated as zinc finger protein 317. Gene Ontology annotation, molecular function: DNA-binding transcription activator activity, RNA polymerase II-specific; RNA polymerase II cis-regulatory region sequence-specific DNA binding. Gene Ontology annotation, cellular component: nucleus. Gene Ontology annotation, biological process: regulation of transcription by RNA polymerase II. The record is from RefSeq and is a predicted model, not a curated record. NCBI's taxonomy places the organism in Eukaryota, Metazoa, Chordata, Mammalia, Primates, Cebidae.
CCGCGAGAUUUGGAAGGCGGCAGUGAAGCGGAAGCCAUUACUCUCUGGAGUCGAUUGCCCCGAGACACAUGGGCCAAGGAGGGGGUUCGUGGCGAAUUCUUUCGACCUGUUGGGGGCCCCUCGCUUCCCCACGCCAGACGGGACCUCCCGUAUGAACUUCUCUUCGCUUCGGCAGCAGCUUCCGUCACCUCCGCUCCCCGAUCCUACUCCCAGUCGUAGUCUGUCUGGGUAUGUCUCAAGGAAUUUGUUACAUCUAGAGCAGUGGUCCCCAGCCACUGGGCCACAGACCAGGCUGCGCAGCAGGAGGUGAGCAGAGGGUGGACGAGUGAAGCUUCAUCUCUGUUUACAGUGGCUCCCCAUCACUCGAGUUACCACCUGGCUUCCACCUCCUGUCAGAUCGGCAGCGGCAUUCCAUUCCCACAGGAGCGCAAACCCUAUUGUGCGCUGCACAUGGGAGGCAUCUAGGUUGUACACUCCUUAUGAGAAUCUAAUACCUGAUGAUCUGUCAUUGCCUCCCAAAACAAGCUCAGGGCUUCCACUGAUUCUACAUUAUGAGUCUCACUCUGUUGCCCAGGUUGGAGUGCAGUGGCAUUCAGCUCACUGCAAGCUCUGCCUCCCAGGUUCAAGCGAUUCUCCUGCCUCAGCCUCCUGAGUAGCUGGGAUUACAGAUGCCGGCUUGGAGAGGCCCGUGAGAGCACGAGAGUAGCUUUCUGGUUGUCCUGGUGCCCUGUUCAGGCAAACCGACUGCCAUUCUUUGAGGAUGGCAGCACUGUCCCCAACACUUGCCAUGUCCACCCAGGACUCCACCUAUCUCCAGGAGUCAGAAUUUCCUCUUUCUUCAAAAGACUGUUCCUGUCCCCAGAAUUUGGACCUGUUCGCAUGCAGUGGUCUGGAGCCUCACACACCCAGUGUUGGUUCCCAGGAAUCAGUGACUUUCCAAGAUGUCGCUGUGGACUUUACUGAGAAGGAGUGGCCCCUGCUGGAUUCUUCUCAGAGAAAGCUGUACAAAGAUGUAAUGCUGGAGAACUACAGCAACCUCACUUCGCUGGGGUAUCAGGUCGGCAAACCCAGCCUCAUCUCACACUUGGAGCAAGAGGAGGAGCCAAGGACAGAGGAGAGGGGCACACACCAGGGCGCAUGUGCAGAUUGGGAGACUCCAUCUAAAACCAAGUGGUCACUUCUUAUGGAAGAUAUUUUUGGGAAGGAAACGCCCAGUGGUGUGACAAUGGAAAGAGCCGGUCUUGGAGAGAAGCCCACUGAAUACGCUCACUUGUUUGAAGUCUUCAGCAUGGGCACUCAUCUUACUCAGCCAAUGGGAAGGCAUGCUGGCAAGAGGCCCUAUCACCGCCGCGACUUCGGGAUAGCAUUCAAGGGCAGGCCACACCUCACUCAGCACAUGAGUAUGUACGAUGGGAGAAAAAUGCACGAGUGUCAUCAGUGCCAAAAAGCCUUCACUACGAGCGCGUCCCUCACACGGCACCGGAGAAUCCACACCGGGGAGAAGCCCUAUGAGUGCAGCGACUGUGGGAAAGCCUUCAACGACCCUUCUGCCCUCAGGAGCCAUGCAAGGACUCACCUCAAAGAGAAGCCCUUUGACUGCAGCCAGUGUGGAAACGCAUUCCGGACCCUCUCGGCCCUGAAAAUCCACAUGAGGGUUCACACCGGUGAGAGGCCAUACAAGUGUGAUCAGUGCGGGAAGGCGUAUGGCCGGAGCUGCCACCUCAUCGCGCACAAGAGAACGCACACCGGAGAGAGGCCCUACGAGUGUCACGACUGUGGGAAAGCCUUCCAGCACCCAUCCCACCUCAAAGAGCAUGUGAGGAACCACACCGGGGAGAAGCCCUACGAGUGCACGCAGUGCGGUAAAGCCUUCCGCUGGAAGUCGAACUUUAAUUUGCACAAGAAGAACCACAUGGUGGAGAAGACCUACGAAUGUAAAGAAUGUGGGAAGUCCUUUGGCGAUGUUGUAUCCCGGAGGAAACACAUGAGAAUUCACAUCGUCAAGAAACCCGUGGAAUGCCGGCAGUGUGGGAAAACCUUCCGAAACCAGUCCAUCCUUAAGACUCACAUGAACUCUCACACCGGAGAGAAACCGUACGGGUGUGACCUCUGUGGGAAAGCCUUCAGCGCAAGCUCAAACCUCACAGCACACCGGAAGAUACACACACAGGAGAGGCGCUACGAGUGCACCGCUUGCGGAAAAGUCUUCGGAGAUUAUUUAUCCCGGCGGAGGCACAUGAGCAUCCACCUUGUAAAAAAGCGUGUUGAGUGCAGGCAGUGUGGCAAAGCCUUCCGGAACCAGUCCACGCUGAAGACACACAUGCGAAGCCACACUGGAGAGAAGCCGUACGAGUGUGAUCACUGUGGGAAAGCCUUCAGCAUCGGCUCCAACCUCAAUGUGCACAGGAGGAUCCACACCGGGGAGAAGCCCUACGAAUGCCUCGUCUGCGGGAAAGCCUUCAGCGACCACUCAUCUCUCAGGAGCCACGUGAAAACCCACCGGGGAGAGAAGCUCUUUGUGUCAUCCGUGUGGAAAAGGCUCCAGUGAACGCGGCUGCUUUAAAGACACAGGAUUACUCAGACGGGAAACAGACCUCAUGGAUGUAAGAGGAAGCCUCUGUGAGCUGGCACCUUACUGAGUGCAAAAGAAUCCACAUAAUUUGGGAGGAAUCCAAUUCCUAUAAAAACUGUGGGAAAAUGAGGUGUCUGCAUCCCAUGGGAGAUUUGUGAGCACUCACGCUAGGGGUAAAAAUGUACAUCUGUAGCGUGGAGAAGCCCUCGGGGUACAUUCGGCUCUGAACAAACACUAAGGCGAGAAACCCCAGCUUGGCAUUUAAUGCCAAAAUGGCUUCAGCACCAUUUGCAGCCUUCUGGGCCCAUGAGUAAUAAUAAGCACACUAGGGAGAAUCUCUACACGCAGUGGGUGGGGAAACUCGACUCCUGGUCUCCCUCAGUUCCUCUUGACAGAAAUCACACUCAAGAGAGAAAUGAGCGAAAUAAGGAAUGUGGGAAGGUCAUGAAUGGGUCCGCACACCAUGGCCAGCUGUCUUCUUGUGGCUUGCAAGCUAACAACAGCUGCUCCAUCUUUAAAGAGGAAGAAUGUGCACAAUAGAGAACAUUUGUGGCCAGCAAAGUCUGAAAUACUUCCAGUCAUCUGUCCCUUUCCAGAAAAACUUGGCCAACCCUUGGUCUACAGCACGGGUUCUCAGCUGGGCAGCAAUUUUGCUAUCCGGGCAUCAAUUGGCAAUGUCUAGAGACAUUGUUGGUGGUUAUAACUGGGGAAAGGUACUCCUGACUUGUAGUAAGAAGGCAUCAGGGAUGCUGCUAUGUCCCCUCCAGUACAUAGGAGCUCCCCACAACAAGAGUCAGUGCCCCCAAAUGUCACUGUUGCUGAGGUUGAAAACCUCAGCUGCUGCCUGCAGCAACCCCUGAGUUUUCAUGAAUCUUAUGAGCACUUAUGCCAGGAGAAAUUUCUUCUACAAAACUUUUAAAAUACAAUCAGUGCUGAUAAUUCCUAUGUGGAAAUGAUUCUAGCCAUGGUCCCCUCACUUGUGCGUGUGAAUAUUCUCAAUGGGAGAGAAGCCCCAGUGAGAUUUUCCAGUGAAUACAGGAUUGCACUUACUCUCUAAUCAUGAAAACAGACACUCCCCCACCCCAACCCCACUCAUAAAUUUUUUAUCUUUAUUUUUAAGGUUGCACUCUUCUAAAUAAACUCUUAAGCCUCAUCAAGAAAAGUUUGUAUAUAAUAUUUUUACUAUAGCUUCAUCCUUGAUAACAUCCUAAUUUCCUUUUGGACAACCUCCUUGACCAGUGGCAUAUUUAUCUGUGUGACACGAGGGUGUUUCUCAGUACUGGUUUGUUCCUGGCACCUGAUUCACAAGCAUUGUGACCAGAGCAUCAUAUCUCCAUCAAGUGGUGGUAUUUUUGCAGCUUGCUAUCUAGCCAAGAGUGACAGAUACUUUUUUUUUUUUUUUGAGACUGAGUUUUGCUUUUAUUUCCCAGGCUGGAGUACAAUUACACGAUCUUGGCUUGCUGUAACCUCCACCUCCUGGGUUCAAGCAAUUCUUCUGCCUUAGCCUCCUGAGUAACUUGGAUGACAGGUGCUUGUCACCAUGCCCAGAUUUUUUGCAUUUUUAGUGGAGAUGGGGUUUCAUCAUGUUGGCCAGGCUGGUCUCAAACUCCUGACUUCACGUGAUCCACCUGCCUCAACCUCCCAAAGUGCUAGGAUUACAGGCAAGAGUGACAGAUACUUCUACUGGCUUCCCCAGUAUCCACUCUUAUCUUCCAAUACCAAGAGAAUCCAGUUCUUUCAGAUUAGUAAGGUGUGCUAUCUUUAAAAAUUUCUGACAGGUUUUCUUGCAACUAGUACCAUCCGUGUCCCACAGCACUGGCUGUGUCAGCAGAUGUCACCACGUGGGCUUCUGAGAAAGCUCUUGAACAGGAGAUCCAUUACGUAGUAUUGGAAGAUCCACCUUAUGAUCAUGCGGAUGAAUGUCAGGGUCUAAAGAAGUGGCUACAGAAAGCCCACAGUGCCCCUGGCCUCCCCUCUGGGUCCUGUGAGUGUCCGCACCAGCCCUGGACUCGUUACUUCCAGACUUCUAUCACAUGAGAAAAAAUAAAACUGAUUAUUGGUUUAAGCUGCAA